Molecule: messenger RNA, 639 nt
Organism: Brettanomyces nanus
Lineage: Eukaryota; Fungi; Ascomycota; Pichiomycetes; Pichiales; Pichiaceae
Exons: 1
Coding region: 1-639 (212 amino acids)
Source: RefSeq, a predicted model, not a curated record
AUGCUUUCUGCAAUUAUACGGCAAUCAUCAACUAGAUUGAAGAUCCGAUGUCUAAGCAGCGUCAGGUUUAUGAGUACAGGGCCUUCUAAAGAGUACAUGUCAAAGGUCGGGGAACAGCCUAUACCAGGUGAAUCUUACGAAGCCACGGUGCAAUCUUCCUCACAUUCCAAGGUAUCUGAUCCCCAGGAAGAAGAUAAAAAACAGCUUAUAAAGGUGAUGAAGCGUAGAUCGCUUCGAAUGACUUUCUGGCAGAUGUUUUUAGUGACAUUCAUAGGAUCAUGUGCUUUGAACAUCAUGCGUGAGAAAAAUAGUGACGAAGAAUACAACGAUAAUUAUCAUUUACGAUUCAAGUCGUUUGAUAAGGUGAUCAAAAAGCUUUCUAAAGGAGAUAUUACGAUAGAAGAGAUUGAGGACGAGCUAGCGACGAUCAACGAAAGAUUCGAGUCGGUUUUUCAUCUUCCUGGAUCCUUCUUCGAUGGCCUUAGAGGUUUAGAUAGGAAGAAACUAAAAGAGGUAUACCAUCAAUAUAAAGAUAUUCCUCUUGAAGAGGCUCGAAGUGAUUCUGGUCUGUCGACCGAUUCUCAGAAGCAGUCAGAACAAAUAAACCAUAAGAAGGCAAAGUUGAACACAUUCCUUUGA